Molecule: messenger RNA, 1408 nt
Organism: Gekko japonicus
Lineage: Eukaryota; Metazoa; Chordata; Lepidosauria; Squamata; Gekkonidae
Gene: SGCA
Product: sarcoglycan alpha
Exons: 9
Coding region: 25-1182 (385 amino acids)
Cellular component (GO): sarcoglycan complex; membrane
Molecular function (GO): calcium ion binding
Source: RefSeq, a predicted model, not a curated record
CAAUCAGCUCUUUCCGAUGGCAAGAUGGCAGUGCAAGGUCUGACUGGGAGCUGUUUCCUCGCAGUGGUUUUGUUCACUGGGAUACUGGAGGCCAGUCUGCCACUUCUGCAGUUGCGUGCUGUGGUGGGGGAGAUCUUCAUCCAUGAACUGGAAAGAGAAGGCUUUCAGGAGUACUUCACUGACCAUCCAGAAGUGUCGUUUGAUCCCCCCAUCACUUUCCAUGCCAACUUGCUGGAUCAUCCGGAUUUGCCCCAGUGGCUACGCUACAUCCAACGCACUCCGUUCCAGACGGGCUAUCUCUACGGGUCUGCCACGGACAAAGAAGUUGGCACAGAGACAAUUGAGGUGACGGCAUAUAACAGAUACACCUAUGAGACUGUGAGACAAACCAUGGUCAUAAGCAUUGUCCCAUCUCCAGACGGAGAGAUGCCCUACCAGGCUGACUUCUCAGUGAAGAACUGGAACGUAGAGGAAGUGCUGCCAACCGACGUUCACGAACGUUUCCAACAAGCCGUGGACAGCAUGUGGGAGCAAGAAGGCUUGGUUGUUGUCAAUAUCUCCUCAGCCUUGGACCGGGGAGGCCGUGUGCCUUUGCCGAUUGAGAACAGGAAGGAAGGAAUCUACAUCAAGGUGGGCUCCAAGGAUCCAUUCACUGAGUGCUUGACAGAGGCCAAGUCCCCUGAAAACCGUUACCGGUGUAAGUUGGAGCAACAGCCGGUCAUUACCUGUUACGACAGCUUCAGCCCCAGAUUCAAAGUGGACUGGUGCAAUCUUACCCUGAUAGACCUCACAGAUGUAAACACCACAGAAAUGGUGAUGGUCUACGGUGAUGGGGUGCUUGAGCCUGGCCCAGAAUUCAAUCCUCCAGAGGAUGCCCCUGAUAGGUUGUUCCUCACUGACUUCUUGCUCACUUUCCUUCUCCCUCUCAUUGUGGGCAUUCUUCUCUGUCUCAUCCUGGCCUACAUCAUGUGCUGCCGACGGGAAGGCGUGCACCGAAGAGACAUGAAGACUUCAGAAUGGAUUCCCAGUGUGAUGGAUGAGAAUUUUCCUGCCACUAUCAUCUCUCAGUACUAUGAUAAUUUUGUUGGCUUGGACAGGAAACUCAAGAUGAUGGAUUUCACUUUGUUUCAUGUUUUCAUUUUAAUAACUGUAGUGAUUGGGGUGAAGAAUGGGAUGGAUUAAUGUGGUCAUUCUUUGUAAGGUUGGCUUGGAAUAUUUUCAUUCCGUGGAGGUUGCUCCUAGUCAUCAAAACAGUAGGAUGUCUGCAGCUACUAAUGUGAUCUCACUGCAUGCCAGAGAUUCUUGGCCGACUCUUGCAAAAUUGAAGACCAGAAUUCUUAGGUAAAACCCUGGCAGUUAAAACUUACAGAAGACUUUUCAAGUAUAUAUGUCUUUUGCUUUCCAUUUU